Eufriesea mexicana is the source of this 3296-nucleotide messenger RNA. It is a transcript of the gene Klp3A, whose product is annotated as kinesin-like protein 3A. Lineage: Eukaryota; Metazoa; Arthropoda; Insecta; Hymenoptera; Apidae. Gene Ontology annotation, molecular function: microtubule motor activity; ATP binding; microtubule binding. The transcript is spliced from 14 exons. Gene Ontology annotation, cellular component: microtubule associated complex. Bases 59 to 3262 code for a protein of 1067 amino acids. The record is from RefSeq and is a predicted model, not a curated record. Gene Ontology annotation, biological process: spindle elongation; microtubule-based movement; mitotic spindle organization.
GCUCUUUACUCUCGAUCGUUUAUAGAACAAUACGUUUGUCAGUGGCCAAUGAGAACCGAUGACCGCCAAGAUGAAUGAAGAUUCAGUUAAAGUUGCUGUUCGUAUUCGUCCAUUAGUGAAAACUGAAAUUGAACGAGGUUGUCAAACUUGUUUAGAUGUUGUUUCUGGUGAACCACAAAUAGUUAUAUGUAAUACUGCUAAAUCUUUUACAUUUAAUUAUGUAUUUCCCCCUGUUGUUACUCAAGAGGAAUUUUAUAAUACUGCUAUUAAAGGGAUGAUAAAAAAUAUUUUUGAAGGCUAUAAUGUUACUAUAUUAGCUUAUGGACAAACAGGAAGUGGUAAAACUCAUUCAAUGGGUACAAAUUACACUGAAGAAGAUGAUAUGGGUGUUAUACCACGAGCAGUGCAUGAUAUAUUUGAUAUAAUUUCAUCAAAAGAAAAUUGGAGUUUUAAAGUAACAGUUUCAUUUAUGGAACUUUAUCAAGAACAAUUAUAUGAUUUGCUAACUGAUAAACAACGAAAUCAGUCUAUUGUUGAUAUCAGAGAUGAUGGUAAAAACAUAAAGAUUUCUGGACUCGUUGAAAAAGAAGUUACAAGUGCAAAAGAAGCAUUGAACUGUUUAACACAAGGAUCUUUAGGGCGUGUAACAGGUGCUACUGCAAUGAAUGCAUACAGUAGUCGAAGUCAUGCAAUAUUCACUGUAUGCAUAUAUCAACAAGAAAAAAAUGAUCUCAAUACAGCAACAACGGCGAAAUUUCAUUUAGUAGAUUUAGCUGGAUCUGAACGUAGUAAAAAGACACAAGCAACUGGUGAAAGGUUUAAGGAAGGAGUUAAUAUAAAUAAAGGUUUAUUAGCAUUAGGAAAUGUCAUAUCUCAAUUAGGAGAAGGUGGUCCUACAACAUAUGUUGGUUAUAGAGAUAGUAAACUCACAAGGUUAUUGCAAGAUUCUCUUGGCGGUAAUUCCAUAACGCUAAUGAUAGCUUGUGUUAGUCCAGCAGAUUAUAAUUUAGAUGAAACUUUAAGUACAUUGAGAUAUGCAGACAGAGCAUGUAAAAUAAAGAACAAACCUGUGAUAAAUCAGGAUCCAAAAGUUUCUGAAAUAAAUCGAUUAAAUAAAUUAGUACAAGAAUUAAAACUUGCCUUAAUAGAUAAUGAAAUUAAAACUUCUUGUCCGCUUGAACAUCAAGAACUUGAAGAAAAAAAUCAAUGUUUGCAAAAAAAGAUAAGGGAUUUAACAGAAAAAUUAAAUAGUAAUUUAAUUGAAGCUGUAGUUAUGCAUGAGAAGGUGGAAUUAGCUGAACAAGCUAGAGAAAAUAUUCAAACUGAUAUGACGAAGAUAUUAAAAGAAUGUAAAGAACUUUUAGAUGAUUUUUAUAAAAAUCCUGAUAAACAUAAAGAGCAUUGUACAAGAUUAGAAGCAUUAUAUUUUAAAAUUCUUGAUAUUCAAAACAGUCAGAAGAAAACAUCAGAAGCACUUAUAAACUGUGCAAUAUCAUCUAUUAAUGCAAAUACAUUUACAAUCAAUCAUGAAGAAGACACAGAACAUACAUCUAUAGAUGAUAUAUGUUCUCCAAAUAGUUUAGAUGAUUUUGAUGAGAAACAAGAAGAACAUACAUUACUUCAAGCUAAAAGGCACGAUGAAGUACAAAAUAUCAAUAAGGAGCUUGCUAUUAAGGAGAGUCUUAUAUGUCAGCUUUUAAAGAACUCAUCUCAAAUCAUUGAUUAUUCUAAAGAAAUACAAGAAAUGGAGCAGGAAAUAAAGACACUACAAACAGAAAGAGAAGAACUUUUACAAGCGCUACAAAAUGCACAAACGAAUAAUGUUAGCACAAAAUUGGCAGAAACUAGGCGUAAGAAAGUACAAGAAUUAGAGAAAAAAAUAGCAGAAUUAAGACGAAAAAUAACAGAUCAAGAUAAAAUAGUCAAAAUGAAAGAGAAACAAGAUCAACAAAUAAAAAAUCUAUCAAAUGAAAUGCAGUUACUAAAACAAACAAGAGUAAAAUUAAUUAGACAAAUGCGCACUGAAUCUGAUAAAUUUACAAAAUGGAGAGAAUCAAAGGAAAAAGAAGUAAACAGAUUAAAAGAUCAAAACAGGAAACAAAUAAAUGAAGUAACACGUUUAAAAAUGUGGCAUAGUAAACAGGAAACUGUGUUUAAAAGAAAAAUGGAAGAAGCUUUUGCUGUUAAUAAAAGAUUAAAAGAAGCUCUUGAUCUGCAAAAAAGAGUAAUGAUAGCAAAAGGAAAAAUGAAUACUGAUACUGAUAAAAUUCGAAAUUGGCUGAAUCAAGAAAUAGAAAUAUUAGUGAGCACUGUUGAUGCAGAAUAUUCUCUUGAAAAAUUAAUGCAGAAUAGAGCAUCAUUAGCUUCUAUGUUAAAGAAAUUGCAAAAUAGUAAUGAUGUAAAUGAAACAAAAAUUACUGAACUUAGUGAAUUAUUAGAUUUACGCAAUACACAAAUUACUGAUCUUCAACAAAAAAUAGUUGAAUCUGACCAAGAAAAUAGAGCAAAUACAAGAUGGCAAAAAAUACAUACAAUGGAACAAGCAAAAAUUGCUUUUAAAUUGUUAUUUAAAUAUACUGCAGAGGAUAGAAGAAAACAAUGUGUAAAGGAAUUCGAAUACAAUAAACUUCUGGAAAAGUUUGAACUUCUGCAAGCACAAUUGAAAGAAUACCGAGUCAGAGAGAAAGAAAAACGUAUGUCACAACAACUUAUAUUAAAUGAUACACAUAGUAUUAAAGAAUAUGAUGAGGAUAAUAGCAAAUUAAAUGAAGAAUUGCAACUUUAUAAACAGAAAUGCCAAGUGCUAGAACAAAAACUUUCAGGUAAAAAUAAAAAAAAGGAAAAUGUAAAACCAACAGUAAAUGAAGUCGUGAAGGAAGAUAUUUAUUUUGAAGAUGAUAGUAUCAUUGAAGAGGAUGACAUUGAAAAAGAUCCAGAUUGGACACAAACACCACUUUACAAUCGUAUACGAAGUCUUUUGAAUACAACAAAGAAUUCAUCACGUGAACAUAUGCCAGUGAAACGAACAUCAAAUGGAGAUAUAAAAUGUUAUUGUAAUACGAAUUGUGCUACACGUAUAUGUAAAUGUCGUAAAAAUAAAAUUAUAUGUAAUGAUAACUGUAAAUGUACUGUAGAACAUUGUCAAAAUAGGGAUACAAAGAAUACGAAUCGUACAUUAUUUGUGGAUUAUAAAGGAGAAGAAGAAAGUAACGACGAAAAUAAUAAGUUUGUAAAAAAACCAAGAUUAAUAAAGCAACACUGAUAUCAACAUCAAUAUUGUUAUAUCUAUAUUGUCA